This is a messenger RNA of Penicillium samsonianum, 1554 nucleotides long. RefSeq lists its product as uncharacterized. The record is from RefSeq and is a predicted model, not a curated record. Lineage: Eukaryota; Fungi; Ascomycota; Eurotiomycetes; Eurotiales; Aspergillaceae. Bases 1 to 1554 code for a protein of 517 amino acids. Gene Ontology annotation, molecular function: DNA-binding transcription factor activity, RNA polymerase II-specific; DNA binding; zinc ion binding. Gene Ontology annotation, biological process: DNA-templated transcription; regulation of DNA-templated transcription. The transcript has 6 exons.
AUGCCUCGUAAACGGGCGGCCAUUGCGUGCAAGUUCUGUCGGACCAGGAAGCGAAAGUGUGAUGGUAAACUACCAAGAUGUACCAACUGUGAAAAUAUGCUGGUCGAAUGCACCUAUCAAGAGCAAGCUCAACCAAGGGUUGAUCAAACAAAACGACUGGAAAGAAUUGAGGCAUUACUUCAAGCACAUUCUGACGCCAUUGCAGACCUGUCCAAAAACCGGCAACUUGAAGGAGCUGAUAUCAUGUCUGAUAGGGUAGAUUCCAGCGAGCAUGGAAGUUUGCCAUCAUCAAAGCACGAUACGAACUCUGAUGAGCAACCUACUCCUGCACUCUCAGAAUUCUUGUUGCAUAGGGAAGCAGAGCCUAGACCCACUCUCGACGACAGUCUCACUCUUCCUCUAUUCACUAUUCCUUUCGGUCACCAAACAACCACGAGCAGCCUUCUUGUCCUCCCACAGGUGCGUGAACUAGCAGGAAACUUUCCGCAUGAUAUUUUCUUCCAAAUCGAGGCUGGUCGGUCAUUUCUGGGAGAUAUGCUGUUCUCGAUGGGGUCAUCAACCCGAUAUGAAUUACCAUUUCUUGAUCACGCAAUCACAGACAGACUUCUGGAACAAUAUUUUAAAUUGGUCCAUACAUACCACCCGCUUUUUGAGCGAGAUGUGCUUAUCGAUCAAUAUCAUAAUGCUUUAGACCGAGGUCUUCAACUAAAUGAAGAGUCUGCGUUGUGUCUAGUUGCAUUGGCGCUUGGGGCCAUCGCCUCAGAGCCUAGGCAACAGGAUGGAGAGGUCGAACGUGAAACGCCAGGUUUUAUAUACUUUCAACCCGCUCUUAACAUCUUCUUCGCAACAUGGGCGAACUCCUUCGGCAAUAAUAUUGUGUUGGCCCAGGGGCUGGUGCUGUCUGCUUUGUACCUUCUUUAUUUGAUGAGACCGCUACAAGGAUGGCGUCUCAUCCACAUGGCUUCAACGAACAUCCAGCAGACUUUAAUUCGAUCAGAACAGCUAAGUAAAUCCCAGCGGGAAAGCAUCAUUCGAAUUUGUUGGUCCUGCUUUCUUGUCGAAUGUGACAACUUGGCAGAGUUUGAUCACCCAAGGAGCGGAAUUGAGCCACUGGUAGACAACAUGCCAUUCCCCAGCUGUGGCAACCCACCGGACCAAAAUGUGCAGCACUACCUGGCAAACCUCUCAGCACGAUGUCUGCUGAAUCGCAUUCAUCAUUCGAUCUACUUCACUAGUGAUGUACCGACUAAGCAUCCCAAUCAUUCAUCAAUGGCGCUCGACGCUGCCUUCUCGUUACCACGACUACCGAGCAGCUCUCUUAUUAGAGUAUGCACUGAACUUGACCAUCAGUUACAAACGUGCUGCCUCGCCUCUAUUUUAGUCCUCACUUUAGCGCGACACUCCUCUUUGUUGGAACAUUUAGUUCCAGACAUCGAUAAUCUUCAGAAUAUUGCCAUCGAAACACUGAAGUUAUGGAGCAACUCUGGAUCUAGCAUUGAGCGUGCGCAUGAGAUUGCCAUUUCCAUCCGCGCGAAGCAGCUAUUUAAUGCUUAA